AGUACCGCCACCAGCGUGUUGGUGGGGCUUGUGUUUACAGCGUUGCAGGGUGGAUGCUGCUCUGCUCGUUGCCAUUACGACCAAACUGGCUCACUACAAUGUUAUGCCAGCCGACAUUUGACGGCAUAUAAGUUGCGGGGAGACUGGUGGUUUCCGCUUCCUGGCUUCUCCUUCCUCGCCCUCGCUGGCGUCUUCCAUUCAUGAGCGACACGGCCGAGCGGAAGAGCGACAGCCAUGGAUGACAAGGGCUCGGCGGGGAAGAUUAGCGUGUCCUCGGACUCGGUGUGCACUCUCAACAGCGAGGACUUUGUCCUGGUGUCGCGGCUGGGCGACGAGACGCCCUCGUCCACCAAUAAUGGCAGCGACGACGAAAAGACGGGGUUGAAGGUGAUUUCAGAGGAAGGGGUCAGCUUUAAGAUCGUAGGCAAUGGAAGCGAGCAGCAGCUCCAACGGGAGUUGGAGGACGUCCUCAUGGAGCCGUCGGUGGCCCAGGCGGGCACGGGGGAUCAUCACGGCCUUCUCGCCACCACGGCUUCCCCUGUAGCGCCGGGCGCCGACCCACUAAGCGCUCCCUCCCCCAAGGUGGAGAUGGCGCUUCCUGUUCAGACGGCUCAGGAGAGCGAGCUGAAUGAGCGGUCGUAUCGAGGAGACGAAUCAUCGUCAGACGGCAGCCCGGGUAGUCCCAUCCCAGAUGAAGACAGUGUGGUCUUCAGUCAGCUGACAUAUCUCGGGUGCGCUUCGGUCAAUGCCCCCCGCAGCGAGGUGGAGGCCCUGCGCAUGAUGAGCAUCCUCAGGGGGCAGUGCCAGCUCCCCUUGGACGUCACGCUGUCGGUCCCGGGCGUGUCGGAAGGCACCGUCAGGUUGUUGGACCCCCACACCAGCACAGAGAUCGCCAACUACCCCAUCUACAAAAUCCUUUUCUGCGUGCGCGGCCACGACGGCACCCCGGAGAGCGACUGCUUUGCGUUCACCGAGAGCCACUACAAUGCUGAGAUCUUCCGGAUCCAUGUGUUCCGUUGCCAGAUCCAAGAGGCGGUGAGCAGGAUACUCUACAGCUUUGCCACAGCGUUUCGGCGGUCCGCGAAGAAGGCGGCGUUGGCGUCCCAGCAGGCUGCCCCCCUCACGCCCGACAGCGACUUGUUUACCUUCACCGUCAGCCUGGAGAUCAAGGAGGAUGACGGCAAGGGCACGUUCAGCGCCGUGGCGAAGGACAAGGACAAGCAGAGCUUCAAGCUGCGAGCAGGAAUGGGCAAGAAAAUUGUCAUUUACGUGCAGCAGACGUCCAACAAGGAGCUGGCCAUUGAGAGGUGUUUUGGUCUUCUGCUCAGCCCUGGGAAGAAUGUAAAGAACAGUGACAUGCACCUUCUGGACCUGGAAUCAAUGGGAAAAAGCUCGGACGGGAAGUCUUACAUCAUCACAGGAAGUUGGAACCCCAGCACGCCCCAGUUCCAGGCCGUGAACGAGGAGACGCCCAAAGAUAAAUUCAUGUAUAUGACCACGGCGGUGGACCUCGUCAUCACCGAGGUGGAGGAGCCGGUGCGUUUCCUCCUGGAGACCCGGGUCAGGGUGUGCUCCCCCAACGACCGCCUCUUCUGGCCCUUCAGCAAGCGAAGCCACACCGAGACCUUCUACCUGAAACUACGACAAAUGGAACGCAAAGAGCGCAAGAGUCCUUCCUCGGACACGCUUUACGAGGUGCUGAGCUUGGAAAGCGAGACAGAGAGAGAGAAACGCAAGACCACAGCCAGUCCUGGCAUCCUUCCUGGGGGGUCAGGUUCUGUGGUUCCCUCUCCGCCUGAGGACGACGAAGAGGAAGAUAAUGACGAGCCAUUGCUGAGCGGUUCCGGCGACGUCUCCAAAGAGUGUGCGGAGAAGAUCCUGGAGACCUGGGGAGAUUUGCUAACUAAGUGGCAUUUGAACCUAUCUGUGCGGCCCAGGCAGCUUCCGGCCCUGGUGCGGAGCGGCAUUCCCGAGGCACUCCGAGGGGAGGUGUGGCAGCUCCUGGCCGGCUGCCACAACAACGACCACCAGGUGGAGGAGUAUCGCACGCUCAUCACAAAGGAAUCCCCACAGGACAGCGCCAUCACCCGGGACAUCAACAGGACCUUCCCAGCGCACGACUACUUCAAAGACACAGGAGGGGAUGGACAAGACUCCCUCUAUAAGAUCUGCAAGGCCUACUCGGUGUAUGAUGAGGAGAUUGGCUACUGCCAGGGACAAUCCUUCCUGGCUGCUGUGCUCCUGUUGCACAUGCCAGAGGAGCAAGCCUUCAGCGUGCUGGUGAAGAUCAUGUUCGACUACGGCCUGAGGGACCUGUUCAAGCAGAACUUCGAGGAUCUGCACUGCAAGUUCUUCCAGCUGGAGAGGCUCAUGCAGGAGUACAUCCCCGACUUGUACAACCACUUCCUCAACGUGGGCCUGGAGGCUCACAUGUACGCCUCCCAGUGGUUCCUCACGCUCUUCACGGCCAAGUUCCCUCUCUACAUGGUCUUCCAUAUCAUCGACCUGCUCCUGUGUGAGGGCAUCAGCGUGAUCUUCAAUGUGGCUUUGGCGCUCCUCAAGACAUCAAAAGAUGAUCUGAUCCAGGCAGACUUCGAGGGCGCCCUCAAGUUCUUCCGCGUUCCUGUUCCCAAGCGGUAUCGCUCUGAAGAAAACGCAAAGAAGCUAAUGGAGUUGGCUUGUAGCAUGAAGAUCAGCCAGAAGAAGCUGAAGAAGUUUGAGAAGGAGUACCACACCAUUAGAGAGCAGCAGGAGCAGCAGGAGGCUCCCAUCGAGAGAUACGAGAGGGAGAACCGUCGUCUGCAGGAGGCCAACAUGCGUCUGGAGCAGGAGAACGACGACCUGGCCCACGAGCUGGUCAGCAGCAAGAUCGCCCUCCGCAAAGACCUCGACAAUGCUGAGGAGAAGGCGGACGCCCUGAACAAGGAGUUGCUGCUGACCAAACAGAAGCUGGUGGACUCCGAGGACGAGAAGAGGCGGCUGGAGGAGGAAUCUGCUCAGCUGAAGGAGAUGUGCAGGAGGGAGCUUGACAAAUCGGAAUCAGAGAUUAAGAAGAACGGCUCCAUCAUUGGGGAGUACAAGCAGAUCUGCUCCCAGCUGAGCCAGCGUCUGGAGAAGCAGCAGACGGCCAACAGAGGAGAGCUGGAGAAGAUACGCGCCAAAGUGGAAGGCUGUGAGAAAUGCAGCGGCCUCUUCAACAAAGAAGGCCGAGUCAGGGCGGUCGUAGCAGCAGCGGCGGCGGAGGGGGCGGGCGCUCCCGGGGGUGGCGAGGAGGCGGACGAGGAGAAGGAGGGCCUGAAGAACCAGCUGAGGGAGAUGGAGCUGGAGCUGGCGCAGACCAAACUGCAGCUGGUGGAGGCCGAGUGCAAAAUACAGGACCUGGAGCACCAUCUGGGUCUGGCUCUGAACGAGGUCCAGGCGGCAAAGAAGACCUGGUUCAACAGAACCCUGUCCUCUAUCAAGACGGUCACGGGCACCACCCAGGGCAAGGACACCACUUAACACCCCACCACCCCUCACCCACACCCCCGUCCCUGCCUCUUCUCCACCUUGACCUGAAACUACCUACAACUGUCUGGUACAUCAUAUGGAGGGGGCCAUGCAGGGGGGUUGGCGGUGAAGGAGGGGGUGUACCCAUCACGACAACCCCCCCUUCUUUUUUUUUUUUUUUUUACUUGAGUCCAGCUGGGGCACUGAUGGAAGGGGCUUUCAAAAAAAAAACCAAGAAGUUCCUGCUGAUAACAAGCAACAAAAGGAGGAGCCUAACUGUAACCAUGGUAACACACACUCCUUCCUUCCUUUCUUCCUUCCUUUCCUAAAAAAGACUACUGGCACAAACUAAAAAUAACAUUUUUGGGUACGGAAUAGAUGCUUUUUUUGGUAAUAACGUUAUUAUAUAGAAUAUACCUUUUUUUAUAUGUUUGCUCAUCAUGUAAAGUGUGGGAAUGCAUUGCUAAUCACAAAGAGAGAAAAAGCACUAAGGUAGUGAAUGUGUGUGUGCAUGGACCACCUGUUAUUGUGUGUGUGUGUGUGUGCGUGUGCGUGCAUGAGAAAGAGAGAGAGCGAAGAUGUGAAGGUUGAUGAAGAUGACAAUGUAGCAUACGUGAUGCACACAGACGUAAAAACUGAUGCCGUUUAUUUGCUCAUAACCGCCCCCCCUCCCUCUGUGUGUGUGCAUGCACGUGCGUGUGUGCACGUGUGUGUGCUAAAGUGAAACUCCUGUGCUUGCAAAGACACUUUAGAGAAAGACACACGCACACACAUGCAAUGACAUUUUAACAAUACACUUAACUCCCCAUUGGAAAUGAUGGGAAUAGAAAUAAUCCGUUCCAGGGUCAAACUGUGGCCAUCAUCAACCCAUAUUCUGAAGCUUCCAGGCAGUUUGUUAACACUAACUGUCAUAUAAGUGUAAAAAUAAGGAAGCACUGUUCCUACUAGAUUGUAUCUAUACUUUACUUUAAAGGAAAGUGCACUUUUUUUUGGGGGGGGGGGUUUGUCCAUCAUCAUGAUGCGUAUGUGAAACAUGACCACACACGUCUUUCCCUUUUCUGUGCCUUCUAAAGAGACAAAAAGAGCUAGCAUGAGGGCGCUAACAGUGUGCUAACGUGCAUUGUUAGCUCGCUCAUGCUAGCUGUUUUUCUCUCUUUAGAACUCGGAGAAGGGAAAGACAUGUUUCAUGUUUCACGUAAGGAUUGCGGAUGAUGUGUUUGCGUUAGCUAGCUCUCCUACUUCCAGAGCGCCACACACACAAGUGGAAGCGUGUCCAAAUGUGCACCCCGAUUGUGUUGCCUGUGAUGUUAUUCUUAUGACAAAUACACCACACGGGGGCGCUGUUUGGAAACCCCCAAAGUCGUAUUGGUGUGUCAAAUUUGAUUGGUCAAAAAAAACAUGUUUGUGUUCUAUGGUUAUCAUCAUAAUGUUUACCGUCACACACAGGGGAAGCCAAAGAAAAAGCUAAACAUUUAGCGGGAGGCUGUUGCGUUACGUCAUACCCACGUGGCGCCAUCUAGUUUUGGGGGGGGGGGGGGUCAAACAAAAAUAGCAUUUUGACUUGAAUUGAAUGGAGAGGAAAAGAAGACACUGGCUUGUGUAUAUUAUAAAUAGAUAUAAAUAGAAAUAUAAAGACAUGACAAUGAGGUGUUUUUGUUUAUGGUUUUCUACUCUGUCCGUUCAACAACCUCAUGUUGCCUACCUGCUGCCGUUCAAUCAUCCGUAAUUAUCAUAAUAAUCAUAAUAAUCAUAAUAAUAAUGUGUUUUUACGCGUCUGACUGUUGUUCUGUUCCAAUGCCAAAAGAUAGCUUGAGAAUACACAGACGUAUGUACAUGUAUGUUACAUAGGGUGUAUACAUGUACAUGUACAUGACGUGUGUGUACAUGUACAUGACAUGCAUGUACAUGUACUAGCGUAGGGAUGCAUUGUGUUGAUGGCCGCCAUCAUCUUCAAUAUAAAAAUAUCAACACACA
This is a messenger RNA of Doryrhamphus excisus (bluestripe pipefish), 5463 nucleotides long. It is a transcript of the gene rabgap1, whose product is annotated as RAB GTPase activating protein 1. Lineage: Eukaryota; Metazoa; Chordata; Actinopteri; Syngnathiformes; Syngnathidae. Gene Ontology annotation, molecular function: GTPase activator activity; small GTPase binding. The record is from RefSeq and is a predicted model, not a curated record. Gene Ontology annotation, biological process: regulation of GTPase activity.